AUGCUGGAAGUUUGGAGACAGACCCUAGAGUCUAAAUGUUUCAAGUUGCGUAGGACUAAUAGAGAAUACUUAAUGUGCAAGCUCAGUGACGUGAUUCAUGAAGCGGAAGAGGGCAUGAGGCUUGAGACACAAGUCAUCCCCAAGAGAGAGAGUUUCAAGUACCUGAGGUCAGUUCGUAUUGGAGCCGGAUGGAUGAAAUGGAGGCUCACUUCUGGUGUUCUGUCUGAUAAGAAAGUGUUGUCAAGACUUAAAGGCAAGUCCUACAAAAUGGUGGUAAGACCGACAAUGCUAUGUGGGGUGGAGUAUUGGCCAAUUAAGGAAGCUCAUGUCCAGAAGAUGAAGAGUGAACUGGACAAGGAAACCAAUGAGAACAAUGCCGAAAGAAUCAAAGAGGGGGAAAACCAUCAGGAAUCAAUAGCGGAGAGAACUAAGAAAGCCAAGCCGAAGAGAACGAAAAUUAGAAAGAAAAUACCAAAAAAGAAAUCCAAAGUGGUUUUCAAACCUACAAUGUCCCAAGAAGGUGCAAAAAAGUCUAGAAAGGGUAAUCCCAAACCUGUGAACCUUUACAUCAUUACUCCAGUCUUAACUGGAAUUCAACAGAUGUUGGAGGAAUGUCCCCAUGGUGAACAUGAUAAUCACACUGAAGAGAAGGUUAAUCCCAAUCAAUCCAAAGAAAAUGAGGAAAACAGUGACUCCAAUUCCAUUGCACAUAACAAUAUAGAACCUACCAUUGAGGUUGAGUCAGCAGUGGAGGCGGAGGAAGAGCCAAAAGCUCUUAAAGAGGCUCCUAAAGGACUAUCAGUGCAAACACAGAGACGAUAA
Lycium barbarum (goji berry) is the source of this 822-nucleotide messenger RNA. RefSeq lists its product as uncharacterized. The transcript is spliced from 2 exons. NCBI's taxonomy places the organism in Eukaryota, Viridiplantae, Streptophyta, Magnoliopsida, Solanales, Solanaceae. The coding region runs from base 1 to 822 and encodes 273 amino acids. The record is from RefSeq and is a predicted model, not a curated record.